Molecule: messenger RNA, 1176 nt
Organism: Paramecium tetraurelia
Lineage: Eukaryota; Ciliophora; Oligohymenophorea; Peniculida; Parameciidae
Exons: 5
Source: RefSeq, a predicted model, not a curated record
AUGCACAAAAGUCCUCUUCUUAAGGAAAACAUAAGAUUAAACAAUAACUAGAGAUCUACUUACUCAAGUAAAAGCAAAUAAAAAACGUCCUCUUUGGAGAAGAACUCAAAUUCCAACAGAUCCCUACUCAAUGAAAUUUAAAACUAGACUCCAAAUUAGCCCAAGAAAGUCACAUCUACUUAGCCGUCUGAUCAAAAAUUGCAUAAUUGUUAAAUUCUGAAAUCGCUUAUGAAAAUAUAGAAUAGAACCAACCCUAUUUUAACUUAAUAGAAUUGCUAUGCUGGCAUAAAACUGAACUUUAAUAAUUACUUAUCAAAUGAAGAAAAAAGAAUAAAUACAAAUCAGUACAAUUCGUUAAAUCAAACAGUCCAACCAUCUCCUAAAGCCAAAACCAUCUCAUUAUCUACUUAUACAAGUACUUAGAGUCCAGAAGUUAGAGAGAAAGAGAUGAGAUAAGAGAAAAUCACAUCAUUCAAAUAGUUAAUACAAUAGACUAAGCAAAGUUUAGAAAAUAUGAAAAUAUCAGACAUAAAACAAUCCAUAGAUAAGAUAUUUGACAACACAAUUCAGCCUUUGCUUUAAUUGAAAAAUGAAGUGAUUAAAUAAAUUGAGAAAUGUUUAAAUGCUGAGCAAUAUUAGAUCCGAUCAACCAUAGAUUCAUUAAAGAAAAUGGAAGAUGAUAUCUUGUCUAAUGAGUUUAAUAUCAUUGAAUACAUGACGAUGGGACCAUUCAAUGAAAUAAUGCAGAUUUAUUAGAAGAGAUUUUAAGAACAUUCAUUUUUCACUUAAUAAUUAACUUAGCAAGAAUUAGUUAUACAUUAGUUUUAAAAGUUGCAUGAUAAUUUUACAUAACAAAACUAAUUGUUAUGUAAAUAAUUAUCAUAAUCUUUUCAAACAUAUUUAUCUUUAUUUAUUUCAUUCUAGAAUAAGGAUGAUUUUUAUGAGUUGAAGGAAAAUAACCACACUCAACCAUCUGCUUUAAACAAUAAUUAAUAUACCCAAGAGAACUUGUUUUAGACUUGUGAAACAAACAAUUCAAUUGAUGAAGAUUAAGUUAUUAUGAAGGAUCAAUAAGUUGUAAGAAUUCCGGAUAAGACAUCCUAAUUUACUUAGUUGCUCAUGCUGAAUAAUUAAAAAAAAUUGCUUUUAGCAGAAUCACCCCAAUUCAAAAAUUGA